Molecule: messenger RNA, 6983 nt
Organism: Spirodela intermedia
Lineage: Eukaryota; Viridiplantae; Streptophyta; Magnoliopsida; Alismatales; Araceae
Source: the annotation of a GenBank genome assembly
AUGUCCGUGGUCCUCAGAUGGAGAAGGCUGAGAGACACGGCGACGAGGGCCGCCAGGUGGGCGAUCCUGCCGGAAUCCUCCGCCGCGAGCUACCGUUUCUCGCAGAGGUCCCCGAUCUGCACCCGCUACAGCAGCAGUCUCCAGGUCUCCACCUGCGCCGCGGGGUACCGCCACCACCAGGAGCGGUACAAGUGGGAGGGCGGCUCCGACGAGUUCCAGACCCGAAGGAUUAGGGCCGAGGUCAACUGCCCUCGCUGUUCCACUCACAUGGAGGUCCUCUUCUACAAUCGUUCUCCGCACACAAUCGCCGGCGCCGGGGACCGCGUCGGGGGGUACCAGGCCGUCAACCUCUGCCCCAAUUGUAAGACGGCGUACUACUUCCGCCCCCACCGGAUGGUGCCGCUGCAGGGGACGUUCGUGGAGAUCGGGCGGGUGAAGAAUUCAGACCUGCUGGAGAGGGGCGAGAAUGCCAGCGGCCCUGGAGGCGGAGCGGAUGAGGGAUCGGGGAGCAGAUUUAGAGUCUCCUUUUGGGAAACCCUCAGGUCACUGAACGGUGGGGAGCCGCCGGAGAAUUGGCCACCUGCGCCGGGUCCGGCUCCAUCUGGGGGGAAUAACGGAUUGGCUGUGCACACACCCCCUGGCCCACCGUUCCCUCCAAACCUGAAUGUUGUGAGGUUGUCCGGUCCUGGUGGCGGGGGUCCUGGAGGCGGUGGCGGCGGCGGCGGUGGUGGUGGUGCGAACGGAGGGGGUAAUGGGUUGGGGGGGAAGGAUGCCUGGGGCGGCUCCAAUAUGGGGAAGGAUUUACCAACACCCAAGGAGAUCUGUAAGGGGCUUGACAAGUUUGUGAUUGGACAGGAGCGUGCCAAAAAGGUGACGAUUUUGGCGAAUCUCUGAAAUAUUGUUGAUGGUGCAUGCUUCUCUAUUUAAUGCCUUUUAAAUGCUUUCUUAUAGACAGGAGCUAUACAUGUACGUCAUACAUCUUUUCUUGUUAAUAGAAUGCUGUUCAAGCCACUUUUAGAAGCCUGAGUAGAAAGUUUUAGAGCGUUCUGUCGGAAGGAAGACCUACAUAAGUUGGCUCUCUUUGGACCAAGUCCAUAGCCAAGGAUGCAACUGCAGGAGACACUGGAUAGGAUAACCAUGUACCGUUUUGGGGUCAUCUCAAAGGCUAGCAACCCAAAAUUUUUAUGACCAUGAAUCUCAUUCGAUCUUUUUCCCAAUGCAAAUCAAUCAAAAUGAUUGAAAUGCCCGUCUUGGCUAACGCUGAAGGAGCUGGGAGGUUACGUGAACUUUCUGUAGCAGUUAAUAGACUAUACCCUUUUUCAUGCUUAUGGUGUGAGUUUCAUUUAGGACUUGGUUAUCCCCCUCCUUCAGGAUAUGGAGUGGAUGCCUCUUAUAUGAAUUGAAUGACGCUUUUCUUAUUUCUUUGAUUGCUGUGGAAAUUUUCUAUUGGUGAUACAAUCCCCAUUCCCUCCUUCCUUUCCUCUCUCUCCCACACACUCUCACAAAAGAAGGGGAAAGGUUGUUAAGUCUUUAGAGUUUUGGACCCAAACACUUCUUUGUACACGGUGAAUUUAUUCCUUUUUUUUAGUGUAUAAAUUGUGAUGGCAAAGGGUAAGGCAUGGUCAUUUUUGUGAAUUAUGGUUUAGGUUGUUGUUUAUGGCUUGUCAUUCCUUCAGUUAUUCGUACAUUGACAAAUGCAGGAUGUUUUGGUAAACAGAACAUUAUGGGUUAUGUUUUAUUCCUAAAAGUGCUAAGAGGAAAAGCAAGAGGAAAAUGCUGCCCCUUAUUCUAGACCUUCCUAGGCAUGAUGUGUGUUUUUUAAAUCAUUGAGGAUUUUAUGCUAUUAAUUAUGUGCAUUGUCAUUUUCAAAACAUACGGUAGAAAACAUCGUCCAGUGAUCAACUCUUGGAAAGCGUGCGAGUAUAGAGAAGUGAAAUAAUCAUCAUUCAGAUAGUCAGUCUGAUUUAAAGAAUUAUGCCAACAAGUACAUUCAUUCUGCAGGUGCUUUCUGUUGCUGUUUACAACCAUUACAAAAGGAUAUUUCAUGGAUCACUAAAGAAAGGGUUAGUUAUUGCACCAUCCUCAUGUUGUCCUCAUUUCUUCUUUCGCAUAUUUGUCUCUUGGCAUGCUUGUGUGCACAGUGGAUGCUUAUUUGCACUAGAAGUCUACAAGUGGCAUGUGUAUCAAUGAACCAUAAUGACUAGUAUAGUUACAUAUUCAGAUCUGGAGCAGAUUCAGCGAACCUUGAGGUGGAAACUGAUGAUGACGAAACAGUAGAACUGGAGAAGAGCAAUGUACUUUUGAUGGGCCCAACUGGCUCAGGUACCCUCUUUUUGACCAACACACUUUCCAUGUAAUGAAGCCUAUAGAAAAGUCUCAUAUUGUUGCACAUGAGAAUCUGGUUGAUUUGACAAUAUUCCUAAACUAGCAGUGCAGGGUUUGCUAUUUAUGCUUUGUGCCAUCACCAUUUUGGUUUUUGUGGGAUCAUAAACCGACUCAUACCGUUGUCCGCGAGUACAGGGAAGACAUUGCUUGCGAAAACUUUAGCUCGUCUUGUGAAUGUUCCGUUUGUUAUUGCAGAUGCAACAACACUGACGCAGGUAAAUAUUUCUGGCAUGUUUAUGUCUUUUUUUGUUAUUUUAGGGAGGAGAAUUUUAUCCCAACUAAAAGCAGACCAGCUUUAUGUUUGAAAAGUUGAAUGUCAUGUUGGAUUGGAUUUUCUUCACAGCUUCCGUCCCUUUCUUUUUUAUAUUUUUAUUCUGUUUCAUAUAGUUUUUGGAGUAAUGAAAUUAUUUUUUCAAUUACUUAUGCAUGCGCUUUCUUCUGAGGGAAGGUUAGGCAGUUCUUCAUUAAAACACGUGUAUGGAUUUAUUUAUGAAUGAGCAAUGGAUAAAUACGUGGUCUAUUCUCGGAUUCUUCAAAGGCAGCCUUUAAGAAGGUUGAGAGUUUUCUAUGAUUGAGCUGCUAUAUGUAUAUAUAUACACAAUUAUAUACUAUAUAUACAUAUAUAUUUUUCACGUAGAUCACCUUCUUCUGACUAUCAAUGCAUACAUCAUUUAGUCGGAGGAUCACUAUAGCUAAAAUGAUACGCCAUAAUAAUAUAAUGCUGGUUAGAAUAUCACACUUGAUAAUCCCAAAAAUAAAUAAAUUAAAAGAGGGACCUCCUCAUGAAUGAAAGCUUAUCUAAGCAACCUGGUUGGUUGCUUACCUGUGGACUUUAAUGUGUUAAUUUGCAGCAAUAUGAGAAUCAUUUAUUGAAAUUAGCAUCUUACUUCAAUUUAAAAUUUCACAAUUUCCAAAUCAAGAUAACCUUUCAUUUCAGGGAGGUCCUUGGUUAGCUUCUUCUCGAUAGUUGACCAGUUAUUUAUUCAAUUUGAUAGCCUAGCCGCAUGCCAGAUAAUUGGAUGACAAGUGUUAGAAAAGAACAAGGAAAUUUAUGAUUGCACAAAUGUUAGGCCCAAUUUGUUUUACUGCGUUUUUUGUUGACACAUGGGCACAAAUGGACUCUUCUUGGUUUAAACCGGAUUAUUUUCGCCGGAUUCAAGUCCCCAUUUAAUCUUGUCAGGCUUUUCAGAAAUGUCUUGUCGAAAACACAUCCUUUUUUUUUUUCCUGGAAUCUGCCAUUGAUGUUCAAAUUUCAAGGGAAGGACUCUAUCCUCCCUUGAGUUUUUGAGAAUAAGGAAAAGAUACAAUAGGUUAGAACAGAGUAUUUCACUCCGACUAGGAUAGGACUCUGAUGAAGAUGUAGAUGAGGACAAGGACAAUAAAAAGAAGAAGACAAUAAGAAGAAAGGAAAGAGGAGGUUGCAGCUUGCAGUGAACUGGCCCAAAAAGAGGUUACCUCUAAAAAAUGGUUUACUGUGGAAUGGCUACUUCCUAAUCCCUCUCCAUUGCUUCUCCCACCAGUACCUGUGAAUGAGGAUCAUAUGAACACAAGGGAGUGGUUAGUGUUUCAAGUUGAGUGAUAUCCGCUGUUUGAAGACAUAGAAUUAAUAUAAGGACAGUCCCAAGGCGUAUAAGCUUUAGGACACAAUGAGUGGGGGCAAAAUCAUAUAAUAUAUGAACACAUCGUUUUUUUCUUGUUUGUCUAAUUUUCUAUUUAUAAUUGCUGAAAUCAAGUUUUAUCUUGCAGGCAGGAUAUGUUGGCGAAGAUGUAGAAUCAAUACUGUACAAGCUACUUACGGUAUGUUGUAAUGAUCAUAAAAAAAGUUUACGAGGAUUUUUCUAAAUGGCAGAAUAGUUAAUAUUUUGGCCUGAUAUGAGAGGAUGAAUUGAAACUACCCUGAAGUUUUUGAUCUUACCUUGUACAGCAGUGUUAUCCCAGGGUUUUGUUAUGAAUUACGAAUAUUAACUAAAACAUGCCUAUAGUUAACUGAUUGGAUGUUCAGAAGAGAGGAUUAUGCGUAAAUGAAGGUGACAUAGUUUUAAUGAAACCUGAUAUUUGGCCAUUUACUUGUCUGUUUAUAUAUAAAGUUCAGUGAACAAUAUUAUUUUCUGACUACAAUGAAAUUUCCCAUUUUAGUAUGAUGUUUUUUUUGGAUCGAAAAUGAUCUUUAGGAUCAUACUAAUCUAGGUAUUUUACCCGGUUGCCAUAGCAAAGACCUGUACAGUGAGAUAAAUUAGGAUGCCUUUGAAGAAACCAUUGAUUAUCAAUUUUAGCUGAAUACGAAGAUGAUGAUUCCGUUCUCUAUUACCUACUGGAUGCUCAUGCCUCUAUUUUAUAUUUCUUAAUGUGUUAGGUUGCUGACUUCAAUGUGCAAGCAGCUCAACAGGGGAUUGUAUAUAUUGAUGAAGUUGAUAAGAUAACUAAAAAGGUUUAUCACUGAAUUUGCAUUACUUAAGCUACGAAGUUCACAUAGGUCUUUGGAGUCAUUGUCAAUGGUUAAAUUUUUGGUGCAGGCUGAGAGUAUGAAUAUUAGUAGAGAUGUUUCUGGUGAAGGUGUCCAGCAGGCAUUGUUGAAGAUGUUGGAGGGAACUGUAAGUCAUAUAGUUAUGGAUUUUAUUUGGCCCACUUGAUCAUUUAUUCUUCCAACAUUUUGUUAUUAACUUGCCCCUUUUGCGGUUGGGAUGAUGAAAGGCAGUUAGGUUGAAAAAAAUAUUAUUAAGUUCUUCAAUUAGAAAGAUCUUCUUUUGCUUGCGAUCUGAAAUUUAAAUAUCAUCCUUGCCAGAUUGUGAAUGUUCCCGAAAAGGGUGCUCGGAAACAUCCCCGUGGCGAUAAUAUACAGGUAUUAAAAGCGAAUACUCCUUUCAUAUUUCUCUUAGCAGAAGCUGUUGAAGGUUUGAACUAACUCAAAGAGGGUGGACUUUUUUAUUGUGCAUUUUGCUACCUUAUUUCGUUGUUUUUUGUUUCUCGUCAUAUAAUCAAUCUAUCAAUUAUUUCCUCGUCUCUUUAACCAGUUUUUUGGAAAAAAAUAGAUUGAUACGAAGGACAUUCUUUUCAUAUGUGGUGGUGCUUUUGUUGAUUUGGAGAAAACAAUUUCAGAAAGGUAAUGCGGUUAAAAGUAUUUUUGGCUAAAUUUUUAUAUGUCCAGCCCCAGGGGUCUGAUGGAGCCAUUUCCUUUAUUUCUGCACCAGACGACAAGAUUCUUCCAUAGGUUUUGGAGCACCAGUUCGUGCCAACAUGAGAACCAGUGGGGUUACAACUGCUGCAGUAACAUCGUCUUUGUUGGAGUCGGUAAGGAUCUACCAACUUUAAGGUUGAGUCAAUGCUUUAGCUCUGAAUCAUAUUGGCUUCCUUGACCAAGGCUUCAUCAGAUUUAAUGAGAUGCAUUAACAAGGAGCUAUUCUGUCAUAUUCAGGUUGAAAGUGGUGAUCUCAUAGCAUACGGCCUAAUACCUGAAUUUAUUGGACGUUUUCCAAUUCUAGUUAGUCUAUCUGCUCUAAACGAGGACCAGCUUGUUCAGGUACCCCACUGAUUCUUCAUAUCUUUUUUCUGGCUCUGAUUUAUCUGCAAUUACAAUGGAUAUAUUAUGAAUCGUUUGUUUCUGAAUAUUUCUAAUGGCAUUGACGAGCAAAAUACGGAAUCUUAGCUAAGAAAUGACGACACUUUUUGAAGGUUUUAUUGUUUGCUUCAUAUAUCAAAUCCUUAUGGCGUGUGUCUCAUAUCCAGGUUCUGACUGAGCCAAAGAAUGCUCUGGGUAAACAGUAUAAGAAAAUGUUCAGCAUGAACAAUGUGGGUCCUCUGAUCUCUAGACUUCUCAUCAAGAAAUUUCCUACUUUAGAUGAAUAAAGGUUAAUACGACGCACACCUUGCAGGUCAAGCUGCACUUUACUGAUGUUGCUCUUCGGUUGAUUUCCAAAAAGGCAGUCGCCAAAAAUACUGGUGCCAGAGGUUUAAGAGCCAUAUUAGAAACCCUCCUCACUGAAGCAAUGUUUGAGGUCUGUAUGCAUCUUUGGGGCAAGUUGGGCAACAGUUGAAAUCACCAGCAUUCAUCCUUGGUGUUCUUCAUACCUUUCCUCAUUGCAUGCCGUAUUCCUUCAGAUUCCGGAUGCAAAAACAGGAAACGAAAGAGUAGACGCAGUUGUAGUUGACGAAGAGGCCAUUGGUUCUGCCGACCGGCCUGGGUGCGGGGCUAAAAUCCUCCGCGGGGAUGGCGCACUGGACCAAUAUAUUUCCAGCAACAAGAGCGAGGAAGGGGUACUACUCUUGUGCCCUCCAUUGCUUUUUCCAUUUGCGUUUGAUUCAUCGCGCUGUAUCAUAUUUGCUACAAAUCCUAAUCGCAACCGAGGUUUUCUCAGGAACUUAGUCAUUAAUUUGGAUAAAUCAUUGUUUUAGUUAGCUUCCAUGGCAGAUUCCACGGCGUUUUCUUAAAAAGUUUUCAGAAUUUACAGCCCAAAUGUAGUUAAUUAUCAUUUGAGUAGCUUCUAUGACAAGCUGCACUGGCCAGAUUUCAAAAAACUCAAACCGUGCAGGGUAACGUGGAAGGAUUGGAGGGUGAGCUGGAAGGAGAUGCCGAGCUCUCUUCUAGAGCGAUGAGCAUGUAA